Messenger RNA from Mucor mucedo, 853 nucleotides. RefSeq lists its product as uncharacterized. The record is from RefSeq and is a predicted model, not a curated record. The coding region runs from base 270 to 749 and encodes 159 amino acids. Lineage: Eukaryota; Fungi; Mucoromycota; Mucoromycetes; Mucorales; Mucoraceae. The transcript has 4 exons.
ACAUGCUUUAAAGAAACCGAAUGGCACUUAAAAGCUCACAGCGAUGGGGAACGUGAAAGUGGCUAAGGUAAAAACAGAAAAAGAAAAAAGGAGUGAGAUGCUAACUGUUAAAAACAGGGAUCGACUUACUUUUUUGUAGCCGGUGGUACAAAGCACGCAAUGAGUAAAAGAUACCCUUUCUAAAUAUUAUUGAUGAUCGAGUGGUGUUAAUGCUACUUCGUUUGGUGCUUCUGGAAUUGCCAUUGCUUCUAGUGUUUGGAUAAACAACAAUGUUUACUCCUCCAGCAUGUACCAAAUACGAAGGAACGAGAUUAGGCGGGCACACCAUCCGUACCUUGCUUCCCAUUUCUUUUUUAUUUCCUUUCAGUCCAAAGAAAUGGGAAAUAAGAAACGCAAGAGUCUUUCUAACGAAGACAUUACCAACAACAAAAGAAAGACAGACAAGGCUGAGGAAGCUGAUAACGAGCAGGUACCACUUCAUUACCCUGUUUCUUCAAGCAGUGGUAAUGAUAGUGGUCCUCCCGUCAUCGGCUCUUCCAGUGAUGCCGAGUCUAGUCAACCACCACUCCCCAAAAAAAGGAAGCCAAACACAGCCAUUCUUCAAAAAGAAACGAAAAAGUAUUUUGGAGGAUUUCAAAGCCCUUGUUAUAGGAAGAAACCGCUUUGACAACCGUUAUCCCCCGAAGGGAAAGAAACCGUUGUGGGUGCGUUAUGCCCAAAAGGGGAGGAAACCGCAAACCGGACAGUAAGUUUAUCAUAUAUUUUUUUGUGCACCUUGCUGAAGUCAUCUUUUUUUUUUCAAAGCAAACGUGUAAUAUUUGUAACAGCUGCAAUGUCAAAAUGAUUGGAACAA